UGUAUUACGCAGCUAUGACGACUUCAUGGGUUCAGCCAAAAAUGUGAUAAGUGAAUCUGUUGAUGUAGAGGACAAAUACAACAUGAUGGCUUCUUUCCAACGCUCUAAUAGUCACGACAAAGUCAGGAAAAUUGUAGCGGAGGAGGGACGCACUGCAAGGAACUUGAUUGCAUGGAGCGUGCCGCUGGAGAACAAAGAGGAUGACGGAAAACCAAAGUGGCAGGUGGGAGGAAAAUCAAAGAGGCUAAACCAAGGAACACACAAAAUUAGCAAACAGAGCACAGCAUCAGAUUGCAAAAUCACACCAGCCUCCGGGGAGAAGACCUUCUACAAAAGCCCCACCAAGACAAGACAGCCACGGAAAGUCGACCUCCGAGCACGAUACUGGGCUUUCCUUUUCGACAAUCUAAGGCGUGCAGUGGAUGAAAUCUACGUCACUUGUGAAUCGGAUCAGAGUGUUGUAGAAUGCAAAGAGGUGUUGAUGAUGUUAGACAACUACGUGCGAGAUUUCAAAGCCUUAAUAGAUUGGAUUCAGUUGCAGGAGAAGUUGGAGAAAGCUGAUGCUCAAAGCAGGCCAACCUCACUAGCAUGGGAAGUAAAGAAGAUGUCUCCAGGGCGCCAUGUUAUUCCGAGCCCAUCGACCGACAGAAUCAGCGCGACAUCCAAUGCCCGAAGAAGUCUCAAUUUCGGAGCACCUCCUGCGACAGUUACUUCUAAUCGUCUGACUCCUUCUGGGGUCAGCUGGGCAGACAAAGUGAAAGCAAGCCAUCCAGGAGCAGCUUCCCAUUCAGAGGAGGUAGCGACGCAGGCCUGCGUUCCAACUGCAGCACAGAAGCCAUCCCGCAGAAAUGAGAGAAAGGAUGCUGAAGGCUGGGAGACAGUCCAGCGUGGGAGGCCAGUGAGAUCCAAAUCUUCUGCUUCAGUCCCCAAAACCACUUCGUCUGCAGAAUUAUCACGGUUUAAGGAUGACAGUGACAAAGAAAACUUAAUUCUUCAUCCACUGGUAAAUAAACAGAAGGGUUUAUUAAGCGAAGACUGCAUAUCCAAAAAUAUAGAUCCCAUCCUGAAAGAUUCUUGCCAUCAGUGUGAACGUCCGCUUGCAGAAAGGACUCAGUUCACAGCCCGUGUGUUUGAAGACAUCAAGGUCUCUGAGAAGAACAUUGGCUUGUCAGGUGGACCUUUCCAACCAUCUUCCGAAGUGCCACUUGUUCUCGUAGAUGUCGAAUGCAACUCCAAGAGUCCAGUGGUGGAUGACAUAACCUCCAUCGUUUCAAAAUGUGAUGAAGGGACUGAAGCAGAAAAAACCAAGAGUGAAAGUGAAAUGGAUCCUGCUGACAUUUCAAAUUCCAUGGCAGAGGUGCUUGCUAAAAAAGAGGAGUUAGCAGAUCGCUUGGAAAAAGCCAACGAAGAGGCCAUCGCAAGCGCCAUUGCAGAAGAAGAGCAGUUAACAAGAGAGAUUGAAGCAGAGGAGAACACCGAUAUCAACCUAGAAACGGACAACGACAGUGAUUUCUCUGCCAGCCUGGGCAGUGGGAGUAUAUCUUUCUGCGGCAUUUCCAUGGACUGGAAUGACGUCCUGGCGGAUUACGAAGCUCGUGAAUCGUGGCGUCAGAAUAAUUCCUGGGGUGACAUAGUGGAAGAAGAACCAGCUCGCCCACCUGGCCACGGAAUACACAUGCAUGAGAAACUUUCUUCCCCUUCUCGCAAGAGGACAAUUGCAGAAUCGAAGAAGAAGCAUGAAGAGAAGCAGAUGAAGGCUCAACAGCUAAGAGAGAAGCUCCGCGAAGAGAAAACUCUAAAGCUUCAGAAAUUAAUGGAAAGGGAAAAAGAUGUGAAAAAAUGGAAAGAAGAAUUGUUGGAUCAGAGGCGAAGGAUGAUGGAGGAAAAAUUGCUCCACGCAGAGUUUAAACGUGAAGUGCAGUUGCAAGCAAUUGUCAAAAAAGCCCAAGAGGAAGAAGCUAAGGUGAAUGAAAUUGCAUUCAUAAACACUUUGGAAGCCCAGAAUAAGCGCCACGAUGUUUUGUCCAAACUAAAAGAAUAUGAGCAAAGGCUGAAUGAAUUACAGGAAGAGCGCCAACGAAGGCAGGAAGAGAAGCAAGCCCGCGACGAAGCUGUGCAGGAACGGAAGAGAGCUUUGGAAGCUGAGCGCCAGGCCCGGGUAGAAGAAUUGCUAAUGAAGAGGAAAGAACAAGAAGCUCGGAUUGAGCAGCAGAGGCAAGAGAAGGAGAGAGCCCGGGAAGAUGCAGCUCGUGAACGGGCCAGAGAUCGGGAAGAGAGGCUAGCUGCUCUGACUGCAGCUCAACAAGAAGCCAUGGAGGAGCUCCAGAAAAAGAUCCAGUUGAAGCACGAUGAGAGCAUUCGGAGGCACAUGGAGCAGAUAGAGCAGAGGAAAGAAAAAGCUGCUGAAUUAAGCAGCGGUAGGCAUGCAAAUACGGACUACGCACCUAAACUCACACCAUAUGAGCGAAAGAAGCAGUGUUCGCUGUGCAAUGUUGUGAUUUCCUCGGAGGUGUAUCUCUUUAGCCACAUUAAGGGGAAAAAGCAUCAACAAGCCGUGAGAGAAAACAGCAGCAUCCAAGGCCGAGAGCUCUCAGAUGAAGAAGUGGAGCACCUGUCGUUAAAGAAGUACAUUGUGGAUAUUGUGAUAGAAAAUGUUCCUUUUCCCCUUAGGGCAAAGGAGUAUGAAAACGUAAUGGAAUCAAAAAACGUCUCCUGUGAGUCUCCAUACAAAUCAAAGUUACAACGACUGGUGAAAGAUUUGCUGAAGCAGCUUCAAAUUCAGGAUGGUAACAAAAUCUCCGCUCUGGAUAGGAUUUUGGGCGAGAUUUCACGAAUCCUGGAAAAAGAGAAUGUGGCAGAUCAGGUCGCAUUCCACGUCGCUGGUGGGUUUUCCGCUCUGGAACAAGUCCUUCAAGUGGCGACAAUGUCCAACAACUUGAACACCGUUUCAAGAAUCCCUAUGAAAUCACUCUGUAGUACGAUAAGCGCCUAUCAUCUGGCCUGCAAUAACUGUGUGGAAAAUUGCACCUAUGUUCUGUUCAGCAACAAGAUUAUUUUUUUAACGGAUCUAUUGAUGCACCAGUUAAUGGUAUAUGUCCCAGAUGAUCAUAAUGCUACCUCAGGAAGAGCAAUUAACAAACAAGUCUUUGAAGGUCUAAUAACUGGAGUGCUAAGAAUCUUGGCUGUGGUGUUUGGAUGUCUGAUGUCCAGUGUACCUAACAGUAAUAACCAGAUCUGUGCACCAAAAUUGAUUCAAGAAAUGAAAAACAAGACCUCACAAGCUGAAGUUUUUAACAACAGGAUACAAGAUCUAAUCAGCUACAUGGUGAACAUUGGAUUAAUUGAAAAGCUGAGCUGCUGCUUUCUCUCUAUCCAAGGCCCAAUUGAUGAAACACCCAAAACAGCUGCUUUCUUGCAGAACUCCACAGCAGCCUUGCAUGGAAUGUGUCAGCUGUGUUUCACUGUCAAUGGCAGGUCAGGAAGCAUCUUUGCUGAUGCCCAUCAGGAUCCCACGGGGCUGACGGCAGCUUUCGAGGCCACAGACCUGGUGGGCGUCCUGCACAUGCUGUACUGCGUCCUCUUCCACGGCACCCUCGUAGACCUGAGCGUGACCAGCCCCAAGGAGAGUUUCACGGCAAACACCAUCCAAGUGGCUCUCCAGAGUUUACGCUUCUUCAAUAGCUUUGCUCUGCUUGAUCUGUCAGCUUUUCAGUCCGUGGUUGGCGCUGAAGGACUCUCCCUCGCAUUCAGGCACAUCAUCAGCUCCUUGCUAUGGCACUGUUCCCACCACACCUGCGAAGUGCUGCUCCACGAAGUCAUUGUGUGUGUGGGCUACUUCACCGUCAACCAUCCAGACAACCAGAUAAUUGUGCAAUCCGGCCGCCACCCCACCGUGCUCCAGAAGCUGUGUCAGUUGCCUUUCCAGUAUUUUAGCGACCCACGUCUCAUCAAAGUCCUCUUUCCGACCCUCAUUGCUGCUUGUUACAAUAACCCACAGAACAAGAUCAUUCUGGAGCAAGAAAUGAGUUGUGUGUUGUUGGCCACGUUCAUUCAGGAUUCUACGCAAGGCUCAAGCCAAACAGAUAACCAGCCUUCGCCACCAAGGGAAGCCUUCUUUGGUUCUCAAGAUUACUUGGAGCUGUCAAACAGGUUCCCUCGGCAGACCUGGGAAGACGCCCGGCAGUUCUUCUUGAAGAAGGAGAAGAAAUGAUCAUUUAUUUUGGUUUCUCAAAGAUGGUUUUUUGUCGUUGAAGCCAUUCUUGUUUUCUUGAAGAUGACGUUGGGGAGUUUCUUCGAUACUGAAAAUGCAUAUACUGUAGAUAACUAUACGUAGAGAGAGGUAUAUAUUUAAAGAUAUGUAAUUUGCACUACUUCUGUCUGAAGACUUGUACAUACUUUGAAAUCCUGUUUAAUUGUUUUGGAAUUUUGGAAAACAAAGGUUUCUUUUAUUAUUAGCAUAUCCUCUUUCUCCAAUCUGGCAUCUCCAGAUGACAUUACAACUCCUGGCAUUUUGUAGCUAGCACGGGAGUUGUGAUCUGGCAUACGUGCUGAAUGACAGAUGGAUGAAAGCUAUGCUGCUCCGCAGGAAGAGGUCAGAAAAGUCAAGAUGGCGACCACAACCACAUAAUCAAAGCCCCGCCCCUUUUUAUACAUGUGUCUGUGGCGACAUCUUGACUUUUUUGACUUUCUCCUGCAGACACCCUUGCCACGGAUCCUUGUAUCCUGUUUCCCCAUAGAGUAGUCUAUUUGGCAUUGUAAUGCUGCUAAAACUAUGCUCUAAAUCGGUGUUUUUCAAACUUGGCAACUUUAAGAUGUGUAGAUUUCAACUCCCAGAAUUCCCCAGCCAACAUGCUGGCUGGGAAUUUUGGGAGUUGAAGUCCACCCAUCUUAAAAUGGCCAAGUUUGAAAAACACAGCCCUAAAUAGAGACCAGCCAAUGAGCGUUUCUACUUCUGUUCCUUUCCUUUCAGUAAAUUCUUCCUGGUCUCCUGUUCUAGAGACCUCGUCCUAAAGCAAUUUAUUCUGUUUAGCUGUCUGUUUUGUAUAACUUUUGGUAUAAAAGCUCCUGAUGUUUUCAGUCUUUUAAGAAGCACAACAUUCUCAAUGUAGAUAAUAAGCUAUGGGAAUUUCACCCCAACGUGAGAAUAUUUAAGCCAUUUGGGGCACGGGUUCCAGUUUACUUUAAAUUUUGUGGGCAUGUUGCAAAUGAGCAGGACAUUUUGAUAAUGGCCGUUUUCAGUCGUCUGUAAGUGGUGAUUUUCACUAAGUUCAUUAAAAGAAAUGUUGG
Messenger RNA from Python bivittatus (Burmese python), 5286 nucleotides. The record is from RefSeq and is a predicted model, not a curated record. Lineage: Eukaryota; Metazoa; Chordata; Lepidosauria; Squamata; Pythonidae.